This is a messenger RNA of Sphenostylis stenocarpa, 735 nucleotides long. NCBI's taxonomy places the organism in Eukaryota, Viridiplantae, Streptophyta, Magnoliopsida, Fabales, Fabaceae. The record is from the annotation of a GenBank genome assembly.
AUGUCCGGUGGUGUUGGUCCAACUGGCUCUGACAUUAGCUUGCCAAGAGAAGAACAAAUUGACCAUAAAGAACAUCAAAACCAUUCACUCCACAAAACCAUCACCACGCCACGCAAAUCAGGUUUCCCAUCUUUCCGCCACCUCAAUUGCUUGGCUGUGGUCAUUGUCCUGUCUGCAAGUGGCAUGAUUGGCCCUGAAGACUUUGCUUUUGUGGCCUUCUCCAUAGUUUACAUGUUUUUCAUAUCAAAGGUGGCUUUCCCAUCUCUUCACUCUUCAGAACCCCCAGUUUUCAACCCACAAAACAAAAUGUUUGCCCUUUAUGUGUUUAUAGCGGCCAUUAUUGGACUUUUUGGCCCAAUUGCUUAUAUCUUAGAUGGAAUAUUUGAGGGUGAUAAGGAAGGGAUCAAGGCAGCUGCACCCCAUGUUUUCCUCUUGGCCAGCCAAGUUUUCAUGGAAGGGGUGGCAUUCUCUGGCAGGUUCUCAAUUCCAAUUAGAGCCUUUGUGCCUAUCUUUUACAAUUCAAGGAGGAUUUUCACCAUUGUGGAUUGGCUCAGGAGUGAGAUCAACAAGGUUAAUGAAGAGCACAGUGGGUCUGCAAGGAGGAUCUAUGUUGGGAGAGUGCUUGCUGUAGCUAAUAUGGCCUUCUGGUGUUUCAAUUUGUUUGGAUUUCUGUUGCCUGUUUAUCUUCCUAGAGUUUUCAAGUUGUAUUACUCUUCCCACAAAGAGAAGGAAUGA